GGUCUGAGAGUUCGGAGCGCUGAGGUUCAGGCGCGCGCCUAACGGCUUAGCUGGGCUCACUCGGUCUGAGAGGUCGGAGUCUGCGAGUGCCGCUGCUGAAGGCUGUGGUGGACCGGGCUGGAUCGCGGAUUCUGAGCUACAUUGCGGGUUUGGGGGUGGAUCUUGGAUUUGGGGGUGGAUCGCGGGUUGGGGGGGGGAUCGCGGAUUUGGGGCUGAGUGGGGGUGGAAAGGCCACGAGGAGCCGCCGCGGCUCAGGAGCGGGUGGUGGGCGUCUGAGAAGUCGCCACCAUGAGGAAGCUCUUCAGCUUCGGGAGACGCCUGGGCCAGGCGCUCCUGAGCUCCAUGGACCAAGAGUAUGCGGGUCCGGGUUACGACAUUCGGGACUGGGAACUGCGGAAGAUCCACAGGGCUGCCAUCAAGGGCGACGCCGCGGAGGUGGAGCGCUGCCUGACGCGCAGGUUUCGGGACUUGGACGCCCGCGACAGAAAAGACAGGACUGUUCUACAUUUGGCCUGUGCCCAUGGCCGUGUGGAAGUGGUCACUCUCUUGCUGCACAGAAGAUGCCAGAUCGACAUCUGUGACAGACUAAACAGGACACCUUUAAUGAAGGCUGUACACGGCCAGGAAGAGGCUUGUGCCAUCCUUCUCCUGGAAUGUGGCGCCAAUCCAAACAUUAAGGAUAUCUACGGCAACACUGCUCUCCAUUAUGCCGUGUAUAAUAAGGGGACUUCACUGGCAGAAAGACUGCUUUCCCACCAUGCAAAUAUUGAAGCACUAAACAAGGAGGGAAACACUCCACUUUUGUUUGCUAUAAAUUCCAGGAGACAGCAUAUGGUGGAAUUUUUAUUGAAGAACCAGGCAAAUAUACAUGCCGUUGACAAUUUCAAAAGAACAGCCCUCAUACUUGCAGUACAGCAUAACUUGUCAAGUAUCGUCACCCUCCUGCUUCAACAAAAUAUACGUAUCUCUUCUCAAGACAUGUUUGGCCAAACUGCCGAGGAUUAUGCUUUUUGUUGUGAUUUGAGAAGCAUCCGACAACAAAUUUUGGAACAUAAAAAUAAGAUGCUUAAAAAUCAUCUUCGAAAUGACAAUCAAGAAACAGCAGCUAUGAAGCCUGCAAAUAUGAAAAAAAGAAAAGAACGUGCAAAAGCAGAACACAACCUAAAAGUGGCUUCAGAGGAAAAGCAAGAAAGGCUCGAAAGAAGUGAAAAUAAACAGCCACAGGAUUCUCAAAGUUACGGAAAAAAGAAGGAUGCGAUGUAUGGAAAUUUUAUGUUGAAGAGAGACAUUGCCAUGCUCAAAGAGGAAUUAUAUGCAAUAAAAAAUGACAGUCUCAGAAAGGAAAAUAAAUAUAUUCAGGAAAUUAAAAGCAUUACAGAAAUAAAUGCUAAGUUUGAAAAGAGUGUAAGACUCAAUGAAGAAAUGAUAACAAAAAAAGUGGCCCAGUAUUCGCAACAGCUUAAUGAUCUGAAAGCUGAGAAUGCAAGGCUGAAUUCAGAAUUGGAGAAGGAAAAACACAACAAAGAAAGACUAGAAGCUGAAGUUGAAUCCCUCCAUUCUAACCUGGCCACUGCUAUAAAUGAGUACAAUGAAAUUGUGGAAAGAAAAGACCUAGAACUAGUUUUACGGAGAGCAGAUGAUGUUUCUAGACAUGAAAAAAUGGGUUCUAAUAUUUCUAAACUAACAGAUAAGAAUGAGUUGCUUACUGAACAGGUCCAUAAAGCUCGGGUGAAGUUCAAUACCUUAAAAGGUAAGCUCCGUGAGACAAGAGAUGCUCUCAGGGAAAAGACAUUGGCUUUAGGAAGUGUACAGCUGGACCUAAGGCAAGCACAGCAUCGAAUAAAGGAAAUGAAGCAGAUGCAUCCAAAUGGGGAAGCUAAAGAAAGUCAAUCCAUUGGAAAGCAGAACUCUUUAGAGGAGAGAAUACGUCAACGAGAACUUGAAAAUCUCUUGCUUGAACGACAACUAGAGGAUGCUCGUAAGGAAGGCGAUAAUAAAGAGAUAGUCAUUAAUAUCCACAGAGACUGUCUUGAGAAUGGAAAGGAAGAUCUUCUAGAAGAAAGAAAUAAGGAAUUAAUGAAAGAAUAUAAUUAUUUAAAAGAAAAACUGCUUCAGUAUGAAAAAGAAAAAGCAGAAAGAGAAGUGAUUGUGAGAGAAUGUCAAGAAGAACUGGUCGAUCACCUUAAAAAAUUUUCAAAUUCAGAGUCUCCACUGGAAGGUACAUCACAUUGUCAUAUUAAUUUGGAUGAGACAUGGACUUCAAAGAAGAAAUUAUUUCAAGUAGAAAUUCAACCUGAAGAAAAACAUGAAGAAUUCAGAAAACUUUUUGAAUUAAUAUCAUUACUGAACUAUACUGCGGAUCAAAUAAGAAAGAAAAAUCGUGAAUUAGAAGAAGAGGCAACUGGAUCUAAGAAAUGCCUAGAAAUGACAAUAAAUAUGUUAAAUGCAUUUGCAAAUGAAGACUUCAGUUGCCAUGGAGACUUAAAUACAGACCAACUGAAAAUGGAUAUUCUGUUUAAGAAGCUAAAACAGAAGUUUAAUGAUCUUGUGGCCGAGAAGGAAGCUGUGUCUUCAAAAUGUGUCAAUUUGGCCAAAGACAAUGAAGUUCUUCAUCAGGAGUUAUUAUCUAUGAGAAAAGUACAAGAGAAAUGUGAAAAACUUGAGAAGGAUAAAAAGAUGUUGGAAGAAGAAGUAUUAAAUCUUAAGACACAUAUGGAAAAAGAUAUGGUAGAACUUGGUAAACUACAAGAAUAUAAAUCGGAGCUGGAUGAAAGGGCAGUGCAGGAAAUAGAAAAAUUAGAAGAAAUCCAUUUACAGAAACAAGCAGAAUAUGAAAAACAAUUAGAGCAGUUAAACAAGGAUAAUACGGCUUCACUAAAAAAGAAGGAACUCACACUUAAAGAUGUGGAAUGUAAAUUCUCCAAAAUGAAAACUGCUUAUGAAGAGGUUACAACUGAAUUAGAAGAAUUUAAGGAAGCCUUUGCAGCAGCACUGAAAGCUAACAAUUCCAUGUCAAAAAAAUUAACGAAAUCGGAUAAGAAAAUAGCAGUGAUCAGCACCAAGCUCUUUACGGAGAAACAGCGAAUGAAAUAUUUUCUCAGCACUCUUCCUACAAGGCCAGAACCAGAGUUACCUUGUGUUGAAAAUCUUAAUAGUAUAGAACUCAACAGAAAAUAUAUUCCCAAAACGGCCAUAAGAAUUCCUACUUCAAACCCACAGACUUCAAAUAACUGCAAGAACUCCUUGACUGAGAUGGACCUGGACCGUGUAGAACAAAUAAUUACAGGAACAAAGAAAAGUUUUGCUAUGUUGAGCACUUGCUCCCGUCUACUUUCUUUUGUAGAAUCCACUGCACCGAGGAAGCACAGGCGAGCCCUUCCCAUCAUGCGCUCACUAGUCCCCAACAGAAGAACCGCUGUCGCAUCCACUGAGUUAGAGACACACAGCAGUCUCUGUGAGUGGCUCUGCAUGAAGGAUUGUUUUCUAGGUGAAAAGCACAUCUCAACACAGCUGACUGAUCGGACUCAGCAAUUCCAUUCUGCAUCUCCUCUGGACACCCCCAGGACCACCAGGACAACCCCAUCAUGGCCCUGUCACCAGGCCCAGUCUGGCUCCGUGAUAACCAAGAUGCAGGUCCAGAGACAACCGCCCUACUUGGUUCCUGCAUCUGACCCCCCUUGGUGGGUAGUGACCAGCCCAACAUGGAAGAAGCCAGGGCAGCAUGCAGCCAGCUGCCCUGCAGCCCCAGAUGGCACCUGGGCCUUGGGAAGUCAUUCUCAAAGGGGAAGCUGGAAACUUUGAUGUCCCUGGAGGGAAGGGUGAACGUGUAAUCCGAGCAACCCUGGCAGCCAGCAGCAUCUUGUCAUCCAACCUGUGGGACAGAGGCCCCCU
This is a messenger RNA of Pan troglodytes (chimpanzee), 3891 nucleotides long. RefSeq names its product ankyrin repeat domain 18A (gene ANKRD18A). The coding region runs from base 289 to 3801 and encodes 1170 amino acids. The record is from RefSeq and is a predicted model, not a curated record. NCBI's taxonomy places the organism in Eukaryota, Metazoa, Chordata, Mammalia, Primates, Hominidae. The transcript is spliced from 20 exons. Gene Ontology annotation, molecular function: protein binding.